Alternaria arborescens is the source of this 267-nucleotide messenger RNA. RefSeq lists its product as hypothetical. The transcript is spliced from 3 exons. Bases 1 to 267 code for a protein of 88 amino acids. Lineage: Eukaryota; Fungi; Ascomycota; Dothideomycetes; Pleosporales; Pleosporaceae. The record is from RefSeq and is a predicted model, not a curated record.
AUGAAACUUUCCAUCCUCCUCAGCAUGCUUGCAGGCACCGCGGUCGUCAGUGCUGCAGCUGAUGUUUUUGGUGCGUGUACACCAGAGGCGGACUGCUGUUUCUCCACCAAGGGGGCUUGCCAACGUCAGUCGAGCUUUGCUAUCGAGCGGUACUAUGAAUGCGGAACAAUCAAGCUCUGCCCAGAUUAUGGAGUUUCCCUGCAAGCUUGCAAGGCGGAUUGCUGUAGCAUUGCUUCUAAGGGGGGUCGUGGCUGCCCUGGAAAAUAG